AUGUAUCAUGGAAUGAACCCGAGCAGUGGAGAUGCUUUUCUAGAGCAGCAGCAGGAGCAGCAGCAGCAGCAGCAGCAGCAACCCCAGCACCAGUUUCCCCCGAGACUCUUCGCAGUGGUUUUGUGGUUUCAGCUAGCGCUGUGCCUUGGCCCUGCACAGCUCACGGAUGGAUAUGAUGAUCUUCGUGCUUGUGCUAACCCUGGAAUCCCAGAGUAUGGCUUUCGGAUCCCCAGUGGAGGUGUUUUCUUCGAAGAUUCUGUAGCCCGAUUUCACUGCCAAGAGGGAUACAAGCUUAAGGGCCCUCCAAGAAGACUGUGUAUGAAACACCUGAAUGGCUCCCUAGGCUGGAUACCAACUGAUACACCGGCGUGCCUACCAGAAGAUUGCCGCCUUCCUUACAUUGAAGAUGCUGAUAUUGGUAAUAAGACAUACAAACAUGGGGAUAAGUUGAUAAUCAGCUGUCACGAAGGCUUCAAGAUCCGAUAUCCCGACUUGUACAACAUGGCAUCGACAUGUCGCAGCGAUGGAUCAUGGGAUAAUCUGCCCAUUUGUCAAGGUUGCCUGAGACCUCUGGCUUCUGCUAAUGGUUACGUCAACAUGUCUGAGUACCAGUCCAACUUCCCCGUGGGAGCAGUGAUUGCCUACCACUGUUUCCCAGGAUUCAAACUAGAGGGGUCAGAGUAUCUCGAGUGCUUAUAUAACCUUAUCUGGUCAUAUAGUCCACCCAGGUGCCUUGCUUUAGAAGCUCAGUUAUGUCCUCUUCCACCUAUUGUGAGUCACGGAGACUAUAUCUGCCACCCAAGGCCUUGCGACCGAUUCAAUCAUGGGACUGUGAUUGAGUUCUAUUGUGAUCCUGGUUACAGCCUCACCAGUGACUACAAGUACAUCACCUGCCAAUAUGGAGAAUGGUUUCCUUCCUAUCAAGUCUUCUGCAUAAAAUCAGAGCAAAUUUGGCCCAAUCCCCAUGAGACCCUACUGACAACAUGGAAAAUAGUGGCGUUCACAGCAACCAGUGUCCUUCUGGUGCUUCUGUUGGUCAUUCUUGCCAGGAUGUUCCAGACCAAAUUCAAGACACAUUUCCUCCCCAGGGGCCUCUCAGGGAGCUCCAGCAGUGACCCUGACUUUGUGGUGGUGGAUGGGGUACCCGUCAUGUUGCCUUCCUACGACGAAGCUGUGAGCAGCAGCUUGAACGCCUUAGCCCCAGGAUACUUGUCUUCUGUGGGCCAGGGCUGCCCCAUGCCAGCAGAAGAUCAGAGCCCACCAGCAUACCCUGGUUCAGGGGACACAGACACAUUGCCAGGGGAGGGUGAAACCUGUGACAGCAUUUCGGGCUCUUCAGAGCUGCUCCAGAGUUUGUAUUCACCAUCCAUGAGCCACGCAGGAGCACGACCUGUUUUAGAAAGAACCAAUGCAGUAGACGCCACGUCUGUAGGAGAAGUGUGCACUGGCCCAAGCAUUGAUAUUGCUGAUGAAAUCCCACUGAUGGAAGAAGAUCCUUAG
Molecule: messenger RNA, 1500 nt
Organism: Gracilinanus agilis (Agile Gracile Mouse Opossum)
Lineage: Eukaryota; Metazoa; Chordata; Mammalia; Didelphimorphia; Didelphidae
Gene: SUSD4
Product: sushi domain containing 4
Exons: 9
Coding region: 1-1500 (499 amino acids)
Biological process (GO): negative regulation of complement activation, classical pathway; negative regulation of complement activation, alternative pathway
Source: RefSeq, a predicted model, not a curated record